AUGAACGCCACGGCCCUGCAGGCCUUCGCGGCGAAGCGGAUUCGCGCCAUCGCGAUCGUCGGGCGGCGCGGGGUCGCCCACAGCGCCUUCACCAUCGCCGAGUUCCGCGAGCUCGCGAGGUUUCAGCCCGAGCGCGUGAAGGUCAGCGUGGAGGCCUUCGACCUCGCGGCGGCCCUGCAGGCCCCGGGCAUCGCGAACCCGCGCGCCCACAAGCGCCUCAUGGAGUUGGUCCAUUCCUUCAGCAUCUCGCCCGCCCAGCACGACGCGGAGCGGCGCGCGAUCGAGACGGACCCCGAGGGCCGCCCUUUUCCCACCGCGGCCUCCCCUGAGACGAGUUUAACCCUACCGGCGACCGCCGCGGCGGAGUCCUGCGCGGUGCGGUUUCACUACCACCUAAAACCCGUCCGAAUCCUCGCCACCCCCGACGGGCACGUUCGCGGGGUGCUUUUCGAGCGCACGGAGCCCGACGAUCGGGCGGAUUCGCCCGCCAAGUCGCGCUACUGCGUCCUGCCGUGCGAUUUGGUGGUCGGCUCCGUCGGCUACCUGGCGGAUCCGCUGCCGGGGAUGCCGCUUGACGCGAAAUCCGGCGCGAUCGCGCACCAAAACGGCCGCGUCGUCGGCCAUCCCCGGGUUUACGUCAGCGGGUGGGCGAAAAACGGCGCGAAGGGCGUCAUUCUGCACGCCAUCCCCGACGCCGCCGAGGUCGCCGCGGCGAUUCACCACGACCUCGCCGCGAAACGCCUCCCGACGGAGGCCUCCCACGACGACAACGCGGACUCCAACAACCCCAACACCACCACCAUGUUGGGAAAGUACGGCCUGAUUGACGAUUUCGUGGAGCGCGGGCUGGAGCCGGUCUCCAUCGCGGGCGUCGAGCGCAUCCUCCACGUCGAGCAGGAGCGCGGCGUCGACCUGGGCAAGGCCGCGGAGAAGAUCGACACCGUGCGCGAUAUGCUCGACCUCGCGCUCGGCGGGGAGGUGGGGAGGCGGACGAACGAUCGCGUUCGCGGGAUCGCCCCCGCGCGGCCGGAGCCGCUGAUGUACUUAAGAGAAUUGCUCGACAACAAAACCGACCUCGCGCCGCUGGCGAAGACGCUCGCGAAGGAGGUGCCCGGGAGGAUGGCGGAGCGGCCUCACCCCGGCCACCCCUCACCUGCUCAGUAA
Phytomonas sp. Hart1 is the source of this 1164-nucleotide messenger RNA. The record is from the annotation of a GenBank genome assembly. NCBI's taxonomy places the organism in Eukaryota, Euglenozoa, Kinetoplastea, Trypanosomatida, Trypanosomatidae.